GUUGUCAGAAGAGGAAAUCAUUUACUAUGCUCAGGGAAAGCUGCUAGGUCAGGGGCCUCGGACUGCUUCUGCUGACAAACAUUGGCGUCUGAGGGGUCUUGCACAUUCUGGAAAGCUCCAUCUGGGUCAUUCCCACCUGUUUAGGAGAAUGUUUCCUGGCAUUCUGCUGCUUUUUCUUCGCCUGAUGAGCCAGGUAAAGGUCAUUCAGCCAUGCCCCGAGGCUUGUAUCUGCUUUGACCAGACGGUUUUCUGCUCCGAUAAGGAAAUAACCUACAUCCCCCAAAACAUUCCACCAGGGACCUUGAAAAUCAUCUUUGUGGAAACCACCAUGUGCAAGGUGGAGUCCAGGGCCUUUAGCCACACCACCUCUCUAUGCAAAGUGGUCUUUCUCAACACCAAACUCAGAACUCUAGAACAGGAUGCCUUUGGUGGUCUGCCCAGACUUAGAGACCUAGAAAUCACAGGCAGCCCUCUUGGUCACCUGAGAGCUCAGACCUUCUCCAACCUGACCAGCCUCAGAAAACUCACUCUCAACUUCAAUUCCCUCACAAGUCUGGAAGCGGGGACCUUUGAAGGGAUGGAAACCUUGGAGGAACUUCACUUGAAAGGAAAUGGAUUUCAAAAUCUGAUGGAAGGGUUUUUCCACCCCCUGACCUCCCUGAAGACCCUCAACCUAGCUCAGAACCGGCUAGCCCAGAUCCCCGAGAGACUUUUCGCUCCCCUCGUUCACCUCCGGAUCCUGAAGCUGAGCGACAACAAUAUCUCCGCCCUUCCCCGACGUGUGUUUUGGACUCUGGCACGCCUCCAGGAGCUCUUCCUGGACAGCAAUGGGAUCCUGGAGCUUUCUCCCGAUAUCUUCUCAAAGUUAUCCCAGCUGCAACACUUGUGGCUGCAGAACAAUUCCAUCACCCACCUCCCUCGCUCCAUCUUCUCUCUGGGGAACCUCACCUUCCUCAGCCUGGAAAGGAACCAGCUCCAGCAGGUCCCCCCCGGCCUCCUGGGCCAGACCCCCAACCUGGAAAGGCUGUCCUUGUCACACAACCGGUUGGAGACCCUAGACGAGGGGACAUUCCGAAACCUCUCCAAGCUCAGCACCGUCGAGCUGUCCCAUAACCUCCUCUCCGGCCUCCCAGCUGGCAUCUUUCAGGACCUGGCCGCUGUCACCGAGCUCUACCUGGGCAGCAACAACCUGACAUCCUUGCACCGGGACCUAUUUCAGAACCUGACCAGUCUGGGGAAGCUCAGCCUACCCAACAACCGGCUGGAGACACUUCCGAAGGGAAUCUUCGACUCUAAUUACAAAUUGUCCAACCUCGCCCUCAGAGGCAACCCUUGGGCCUGUGACUGUCACCUGACCUACCUUUUGGACUACCUCCAGACGUUCAUGGAGGGGAUGCCGGACAGCCAAGGCUCCUGCAACAGCCCGGCCCACCUCAACGACUCGGAGCUCCUGAGGCUCCGAGUGGAUCAGCUGGUGUGUCCGCUAACCGCUGACCUGGAAACCCUGACACUGUGGAUGUGAAGAACUUCGCUCAGGAGGCAGAUUACAUAGCCCAAAGGAGAAGGUAGCUAUCGCAUCUCAGCCCUGUCCUCUGGUUCCAAGCCUGCCAACCGGAUUCUCCCCAGUUUAGUCUCAGAGUUCACAAGGCGAUCUUUGCCUCUCCAGCCGUCACAGAGAUCCAAGAGAAAUUGGGACCCAACACUGUGGAUCUAUACCUUACCAACAGGGUCAUAUACACCAUUAAAAAAGAUGCAUUCAGGAACAUGCCGGGCCUAAAAAAGACAGAAUUUUUGCAGAGUAAAAUUGAGACCACUGAAGUGGGUGCAUUUGAUAAUCUGAAGAUGCUUUCUCAGAAAUUUCUAGUGCCACCACGUUACAGGAAAUACCUGUGGAGAGCUCCAGGAAUUUUGGAAGCUGCAGACAAUCAACCUUAAGAACAAUAAAAAUCAACAGUUUUAGAAUGGAGUUUUUGAUGAUCUCGAGAAUUUACAGUAAAUUACAGAAUUUACAGAACAAUGAAAUUUCUUCUCUCCCCGAGGGCAUUUUUGACCAACUCCCCAAAUUGACAUUCUUAUACUUAGCCAAAAAUAAGAUCCUCUGUCUCCCCAAAACUAUCUUUGGAAAACUGUCACAGCUGAAAAUACUUUGGCUGCACGAAGAUGAGCUCGUGAGUCUUCCUGAAGAGAUUCUGGAUAAUCAAGCUGACCAGACUGAGUUUAGCACCCAGAAGAAUAAGAUCAAGGAACUACACCAAGCUUGUUCAAUAAACUCUGUUAAAAGCUGA
Ornithorhynchus anatinus (platypus) is the source of this 2285-nucleotide messenger RNA. RefSeq names its product carboxypeptidase N subunit 2 (gene CPN2). Bases 149 to 1522 code for a protein of 457 amino acids. Lineage: Eukaryota; Metazoa; Chordata; Mammalia; Monotremata; Ornithorhynchidae. Gene Ontology annotation, cellular component: plasma membrane. The record is from RefSeq and is a predicted model, not a curated record. The transcript has 4 exons. Gene Ontology annotation, molecular function: protein binding.